Molecule: messenger RNA, 1559 nt
Organism: Paralichthys olivaceus (Japanese flounder)
Lineage: Eukaryota; Metazoa; Chordata; Actinopteri; Pleuronectiformes; Paralichthyidae
Product: putative methyltransferase DDB_G0268948
Molecular function (GO): S-adenosylmethionine-dependent methyltransferase activity
Source: RefSeq, a predicted model, not a curated record
GAGAGGUGUUCCCUCAGAAAGAGACUUGGAGAAGAAAAUGGUGGUGCGCUCUCUCACUCUGUGAUUCUGUGAAUCUGUUUACAGAGUUUUGCACUACAAGGGAAACUACUGGAACAAAGGCACAGAUGACAACAGGUCAGUGAGCGACGACUAAAAGAAGCACCACCAUGACACACCGGUUCUUUGAGGGGAAGGAGCACGCCUCCGUCUACCAGAAGUAUCGCGUUGAACCUCCAGAUGAGGUCAGAAAUAUUAUCCUUCAAUACUUAGAUGAAAAGAAGGGACAGCCACAUGUGUUGGCAGUAGAUCUGGGAUGUGGAACAGGUCAGACCACUCGAAUAUUGGCACAGCACUUUAAAGAAGUCGUUGGUAUUGACAUCAGUGAGUGUCAGCUUGAGGAGGCCAGAGCUGUGCCAGGGUUCUCCAACAUCGAGUACAGGAAAGGGAGAGCAGAGGAGCUUCCAUUUUCUGACAGCUCUGUAGACUUGGUAACAGCAUCAGCAGCUGCUCACUGGUUUGAUCAUGCAAAGUUCCUUGCUGAGGCAGGUCGGGUUCUGAAGCCCCGCGGCUGCAUUGCUCUUCUUGACUACAAUACCACCAAAUUACACUACUCAAACUGUGGAGAACGACUUGACAGCAUCUAUGAUGAGGUGCAUCAGCUGCUGAUACCAUACACCAGCAACCCAGUAGUUCAGUGUGACAGUGAACUGGAGAAGUUAUACUCUGCAAUCCCUUUUCCAGACAAAGAACGGAUUGAAGGUAUUCAAGUGAAAUCUUUCAUCACACUGAAAAACCUGUUGGGAUUCAUUGAGACCUGGUCCAUGUUCCAAACUUACAAGAAGGAUGACCCUCAGGCUGCCAACAACCUGCUGCUCAACAUUCAGAAGAGGUUUCUGGACGAAAUGGGAGUCACCUCUCUUAACACUGUAAUAGAAAGGGAGAUGACAUUUUUCGGUUAUUUGGCAUCAAAAUCACAAUAAUCAACUCUGUAGAUGUGUGUUGUAACAAAGUACAAUAUAUAUAAACUUCAGAAGCCUAUCAAAGCCUUUGAUGCAUUAAAGAGGGAGCUUAUUGAACUUUGAAAUUCUUGUUUUUUCCAGAACUGUUACUGAGCUUUCCUUGUGUCAUGAUAAUUAUUUGUCAAAAGACUUACAACCUAAUCCAUAAUACAAGUUUUAGACUAACAGAAGUUGUUUUCAGACAUGCAUUGAACACUGGAGAUCCUCCAGAGUGUCCCAGAUUACCCAAAUUCACUCCUACAUUGUAGGCCCAUGUAUCACUGACCAUUGACCAACAUUUUGACUGUAUGAUAAAUGUUUUUACCUCAAUAAAUUUGCUUAUGAUACAUACCAACAUACUUUUACUUUCAAGACUUUGAAGAAAUUAUUUUCUCAGAGGAAAUUUUUUAACUUUAACUCCAUUUUGGCCAGUUUAACAAAAGUUGUCACUCAGUUGAAAAAGCUUUUGUAUGAAAAUCACAGACAAUUUCCAAUGUAAAAUAACUAUAACUCAUGUACACCUUGAAGUAAAAUGUAUUUCUGGUUAUUACAUAGAGCUUG